Nicotiana tabacum (common tobacco) is the source of this 876-nucleotide messenger RNA. Its product is annotated as putative calcium-binding protein CML25. Gene Ontology annotation, molecular function: calcium ion binding. The record is from RefSeq and is a predicted model, not a curated record. NCBI's taxonomy places the organism in Eukaryota, Viridiplantae, Streptophyta, Magnoliopsida, Solanales, Solanaceae.
GCUAACACAAGUUUCGUCAAAAUUCAAAAAGGUAUAGAACUCUAGAAAAUACUUAAUAAAUAUUUCAAACUAUCCCUUUUAUAAUCCUCUCAAACAAAUCUCCCAAUUAUCUCUUCUCUCUCUCUUGCAUUCUGUUCUUUAAUAAUUCACCCGGCCCUUUAGGUAUGGGAUUCAAAUCUCUGUUCAAUCGCAAGAAGAAGAGCUUCCCCAACUCGAAAACCCCAUCGCCGGUAAGCUCUCCGCCCAAAAUCGAAGAGGAGCUAGAGCAGGUGUUCAAUAAGUUCGACAUUAACGGCGACGGAAAAAUCUCAUCGUCGGAACUGGGUUGCAUCAUGGCCAGCCUAGGAAACGCCGUAACGGAAGAAGAAUCGGUAAACAUGAUUAAGGAAGUUGACGCCGACGGAGAUGGUUUCAUCGAUUUGCAAGAAUUCAUCGAACUCAACACCAAGAAUAUCGAUUCGAAUGACAUUUUGGAGAAUCUUAAGGAAGCUUUCUCUGUGUUUGAUGUGGACAAGAAUGGAUCCAUCUCUGCUGAUGAGUUGCAGAACGUGAUGAAGAGUUUAGGGGAAGAAUGUUCGCUGGAAGAGUGCCGGAAAAUGAUCGGUGGCGUUGAUUGUGACGGCGACGGGAUGAUUGAUUUUGAAGAAUUUAAGGUUAUGAUGGUUAGGGGCUCGAAGUCUGAUCCAAUGGAGUCUCGUUGUUAAACAUUCAUUUUUGGGGUUCGAAUUCUUUAUUGGAAAGGAAAAGGAAAGAGUUGUAGAGAUUUACUUUUAUUUUGAUUUGCUUUGUUAGAAACUACUGUGUUAUCGGCUUAAACCAAAUACGGAUUAAUGAAAAAUUGAUAAUUAUUCGGUUAUGUAUCACGACUAAAUUUAA